Messenger RNA from Panicum hallii, 2159 nucleotides. RefSeq lists its product as uncharacterized. The transcript is spliced from 3 exons. The record is from RefSeq and is a predicted model, not a curated record. Bases 264 to 1433 code for a protein of 389 amino acids. NCBI's taxonomy places the organism in Eukaryota, Viridiplantae, Streptophyta, Magnoliopsida, Poales, Poaceae.
GCUGGUGGUUGGUGCGCCCGCACUGCGCUACGCGUCCAGCACGCGACCCCACCGCCAGCGCCACCUUCGAUGCGAUCGGCCGUCGGAAGGGGAGAGUCGUCGCGCCGCGCGGACGUGCCUCCACUUCCCCACCAUCGCUCGCUGCCAGCAGCCGCCGAUCGAGCCGUCCGCACUCCUGAUCCGACGACCAGCCGGCAUCCCACGACCCCUUCCCGGCCCCGCUGUUUCGUCUUCCUUCAAACCCACGCAACCACGGAUGCGGGAUGCCAGUCCACCGCAGCAAAGGUGGCUGGCGACUGGGAAACUGGCACGCCACCAACCCAGCUAGCAGCGCAGCACGAUCGCCGCCCACCCCCGGCCCUCUCCCACCCACCCAACCAGCCCCUCGCCGGUGCGGCAUGACGGCGACGUCCAGGGCCCCGCGGCGCCCCCGCAUCCGCGCCCGCGGCCCGCCGCCGGCGCCGACCCCGAUCCGCACGGCGCGCGGCGCGCGCUCCGCCGCCGCCGACGAGCUCGUCCUCGCCGAGUUCCUCGAGGCCUCCCUCCGCGUGCCCGACCUCGCGCUGCCCCCGCCGCGGAAGCGCUUCAGCUUCCCGCCCGCGCCCGCGCCCCCGCCGCCGACGCCGCGCGAGGUCUCCUCGCAGGCCCUCGCUUCGGGCGACGCGUGCGACGCGGCGCUGCGGGCGGCUAUUAGCGCCGCGGCGGAGUCCGGCGCGUUCGCCGUGGCCGGAGCGAUCGACGCCCGCGAGGUGCGGGGGGCCGUGGAGGCGGCGAGGGCGGUGUUCGCGGCGCCGGAUGAGGCGAAGCGCGAGCAGCUGGCCAGGUGGUUCCGGAGGAGGGAUCCGGUGGCCGGCGGGGAGGAGUUCUGCUGGUUCCGGCCGGUGAGCCCCAACGAGGAUCGCGCGCUGGGCGCCGCCUUGCCCGGCUCCACGUACCGGAUGUUCAGGGAGAAGAUGGACACUGUCGCGUCAAAAAUGGAGAACGUUGCGAAAAAUUCUAUCAGGGUUCUAUCUGAUAGUGUCAAGGCUCCUAAAGACUCUGCUCUGUCCAGAGAAUCCCCGUCAAUCCUGUGCCUGACACUGCACAACGCUAACAAGUCGAAAACAAGUUGGAACGAGUUUGGCAGCACUGAUCCUCCUAACUCGCACGCUUUGAGCAUCCAACUCUCUGGGGGCGAUCGACAGAUUUGCCUCCGGAACCAGGGCGGCUCGACCGUUUUCAGUCUGCCUGCAGGCUCCAUGCUCGUCACAAUCGGCAAGCAGGUUCAGGUAUCAUGCUAUCGCUAUAUCCAUUACUCCUCCCUGUCCAUUCUGAAAACUGCCAAGAUGAUCAAAUCAACGCACAAAAGAUGCCUUAACCUUCAUUUGUAUUCUGUGAAAUAUGGAAUGGUCCAAUGGGCAGUUCAAGACCGCUGUUGGCGAGCUACUGUUUGAGAUGACCGAUGAACCAGGCCCCUUCGUCUCCCUGGAACUCGUGUACUCUCCAGACGACCUGCGUCUUCCUGAGGUUGGCCGGCAGGCCAGGUGCAUUGACCGCCCGACGAUCGUCUCCUGCAGGGACCAGAUACUGGCUGCUCUGAUCCUGCUGUCUUUGUUCUACCUCUUCUGGCGCUGAGUGCAUCCGGCCGGCGUCCCUUUGGCAAUGCCCGAGAUAAGCUAAUUUUUACGCAACAGCUUUCUUGGUCCUAACUGCCUGCCCUUCUCCACUGGUUGAUUGUGGAGAUUGUGGGAACACCGCAUGGGUUGCGGUGAUCACAGGUGGUUUGAGUGUUUUGAUUGAUUCUUAUUCCUUUUUUUCUUGAGGAACAAAAUACACACAAUAAAAAUUUUAAAAACUGUUUUUAGCUCUUCCCAUUUGAAGGGAAUGUUAGGGGAUUGGUUGUUUUUUGGAUUGAGGAUGUUGCCGUUGCGAUUGAGGUAGUACAUGCUGCUAUGGAGGUGGUCAAUUUGGAGCAGUUGUACUGAAUUAUGGAUGCAGUAGUAGUAUAUGGGUUUGCUCUUGUGGGCUGCGGCCUGGAUCUGGGGAGGUGUUGCCUUGCAAAUUUGCAAUGUAAAUUGUAAAGCCAGUAGCUGUGUUGGGUCUUGGGUGUACCUGAAACUGAAAGAAAGCUUGUACUAAUUAUUUUUUUAGUGAAUAAAGAAGGACGUAUUUACACUGCA